AUGUCUCGUCGUAAUGACUUCGCGGGAUAUCCUCAACAACCGAACCCGGCUGCCCAGCAGCAGCAACACCAACAACAUGCUCAGCACCAGCAGCAUCAACCCCAACACCACCCGCAUCAGCAACAACAUCCUCAACAUCAACAGCACGCACAGCAUGCGCAGCAGGCCCACCAGCAGGUGCCUCAGUACCAGGUCCAGCAGCAUCCCCAACAUCCUCAGCAUGCGCAACAUCAGCAGGCCCAUCAACAGCAGCAACAAGCGCACCACACAACGCCGGUCCAGCCAACGAUGACCAUUCCCCAGCAGCAGCCCGCUGCGCCGCCGCCUCAGAAAUCAACUCCGACUCCGGCCCCCGCAUCUGUGCCGGCGCCGCGAUCCAGGAAGCGAGCCCAUCCGUCGUCGCAACAGGCACAACAGCAGCAGCAGGCGCAACAAGCACAACAGGCGCAACAGGCUCAACAACAGCAGCAACAGGUUCAGCAGCACCACACACCGCAACAAGCUCAGCAGCAGGUGCCUCGGUACCAACCGCAACCACCGCAGGUCCAGCAACAGAUACAAGUCCCACAGCCCCAGCAACCUGCGCCGGCCCCCGUAGCCCCGGUCCAGCAGGCGCCCGUAGUUACGGCUCCGCCUUCGGCCCCAGUCGCCACGACUCCUGUCCCUGCGCCGACUCCGACUCCCAUCGCUGCACCACCCCCCCCGGCCCCAGUUUCUCAGCCCGCGCCGCCGGCAGAAGCUAAUUCGACCCCAGCGCCGCCGCCAGCAAAGAAGAGCCGAACAAAUACCCCAUGGACGCCGGCUGAAGAGCUCAGACUGAAGCAGAUGCGAGAUGCCGGCAACAGUUGGGCUGAGAUUGCCAAGACCUUCCCGUCGAGAACAGAGGGAAGUGUCAAGAAGCACUGGUACAAGGAUAUGCAUUAUGCAGAGUUUGCCGAGGAUGAGAGCCAAGCAUUGCUUAAUGCGAUCAAGGAGUAUGAGAACAACAAGUGGAAGACGAUUGGCCAAAAAGUUGGCAAGCCGGCGAAGGCUUGUGAGCAAUAUGCCAAAGAACAUUUCCCCGAAAUUUUCACUGGCCAAAAGACACGUUAG
Molecule: messenger RNA, 1092 nt
Organism: Pseudomassariella vexata
Lineage: Eukaryota; Fungi; Ascomycota; Sordariomycetes; Amphisphaeriales; Pseudomassariaceae
Exons: 4
Coding region: 1-1092 (363 amino acids)
Source: RefSeq, a predicted model, not a curated record